Jatropha curcas is the source of this 1081-nucleotide messenger RNA. RefSeq names its product Fumarylacetoacetate (FAA) hydrolase family. Gene Ontology annotation, cellular component: mitochondrion. The record is from RefSeq and is a predicted model, not a curated record. Gene Ontology annotation, molecular function: acetylpyruvate hydrolase activity. Lineage: Eukaryota; Viridiplantae; Streptophyta; Magnoliopsida; Malpighiales; Euphorbiaceae.
UUUGUCUUUAAUCAUAGUACAGAGUCUUCGUGCACUAGUCAAAGAGACUCCAGCAUUUGGGUUUUAACCUCAAAGAACCAGGAAGGAAGAGAGAUGGCUACGGCGUCUUUAGGCGUUCAAAAGCUACUGCAAGUUGGGACAAAAAUAAUCGCCGUUGGCCGUAACUACGCCGCUCAUGCCAAGGAACUCGGCAACGCCGUUCCUAAGGAGCCAGUGUUGUUUCUCAAACCCACAUCGUCAUACUUGGAGAAUGGAGGCACAAUCGAGAUUCCCCAUCCAUUGGAGUCGCUGGAUCAUGAAGUGGAGCUAGCUGUUGUGAUCGGCCAGAAAGGUCGCGAUGUGCCCCAGACAAUCGCUAUGGAUUAUGUUGGAGGCUAUGCUCUUGGCUUGGAUAUGACUGCAAGAGAAAUCCAAUCUUCUGCUAAGUCUGCAGGGCUUCCAUGGACUGUGGCCAAAGGGCAGGACACGUUCACACCUAUUAGUUCUGUCCUUCCCAAGUCAGCUGUGCCUGAUCCCGAUAACUUGGAACUGUGGUUAAAGGUAGAUGGGGAUGUACGACAGAAGGGUUCCACUAAGGAUAUGAUUUUUAAGAUUCCCUAUCUCAUUAGUCACAUAAGUUCAAUCAUGACACUUUUUGAAGGAGAUGUUAUAUUAACAGGCACUCCACCAGGCGUUGGCCCUGUAAAAAUAGGUCAAAAGAUAACUGCAGGCAUAACAGAUCUUGUCGAUGUUCAGUUUAAUGUUGAAAAACGAAUAAGACCAUGAAGUUAUUGAAGCAAGUCCACAUCCUAUCAUACCAUGAUCAUCACCUAUUGUAAGGGGAAAUUUUCUUUCAGAUUCUGGCUCCGAAUGGUGGCCGAGGCAGAUCCAGUAAAGGACUCACUUUGUCAAAGUUGCUCGACCAGUGAUUUGUAAGCAUCGAAUUUUGUAAUUUGUUGUUGAAUUGGAUCAUGGCAUGAUCAACCUUUCCAUGGAGCUAAUAAUAAAGUUGUGAAUAAAAUUGUGGACUUAACAGAUAGGGAAGUGCUAUUAUGCAUUGUCUUGGGGGGAAAAAAGGCUAUUUAUUUAUUACCAUUCUCUA